AUGUCGUUACCAGCCUCUUCCAACCCUAUAACAUCCGUCGCACCCUCUUCAUCACCUAUAACAUCCGUUCAACCUACAUCUUAUGGCGGAUCACCAUUAUAUCCUCAAUCUAACAAUCCGCAAUUACUCUCUAGAUUGAAUCUCGAUCUGAGAGGUAAGAUAUUCCCUGUAGAAAGGGAAACCCUCAUGCUCCUUCCGGAAAGUGUACUCUUAGGUUUAUUCCCUCAAGGUUUGAUUCUAAGUAAACCUGCUAGUUGGGAAGGUGGUGAUGAUGGUGUAUUCACUGUCGAUUUCGACCCAGACUGCUUUCAAUACAUUUUAUCAUUCUGGUCUUCGGCACAAACAGCGUUUUACGGAACACCAACUUCACCUGGACUUUUCCAUUCUCAACAAUCCAUUCCUUCCAAUCCAUCCGAUCCAACAUCCGAUCAAUCCCAAAAUCCUUUAUUAUCGAAACAAGCCAUUAUAGUCUUGAGAGAAGAACUUGAGUAUUUCAGUAUAACCAAAUCUGGGGGAUUGGCAAAAACAGAUAUGACAACUGGAUUACCUAAUGAAGAGUUGAAAGCUCUCAAAAAGAAUUGUGGGCAAGCUUUGGAAAACAAGAAGAGUAUCUUCGCUGCUUUGGAGAGAAACGUUAGUAGCGUUGGUAAUGCUGCUGAAGCUCAUUUGAUCGAUAUGCUCUGUAUGAGCGGCUUCAAUCGAUCCGACUCAUGGGGUUUCAGAGCUUGUGAACCAUCAAGAAACGUAAUCACUUCGAUGGCUUUAGUCUUACUGAAAACAGGUAUCAUGCAUCCUGAAGAUCCAAAAGAUGGCGGAGUACCUUGGAUCGACGCUCAACAAAUGAGCACAGCUCAGAAAUUGUUAUUGUUUUGGAGAAAGCCUGCUAGAAAAUGUUGGUGGGACGGUGUUGAGGUUCAAGUACCAGCUAGCACAUCUUCCAAAUCAGGUGAAACUAUCAAUGUAAAAGUUUGGGCUAGGAGAGUCUGGACUUUGGAGCUGUCUUUGGUGAGUGGAAUCCUUACUGAGUGCGGUUGA
Molecule: messenger RNA, 1035 nt
Organism: Kwoniella shivajii
Lineage: Eukaryota; Fungi; Basidiomycota; Tremellomycetes; Tremellales; Cryptococcaceae
Exons: 4
Coding region: 1-1035 (344 amino acids)
Source: RefSeq, a predicted model, not a curated record